Messenger RNA from Cajanus cajan (pigeon pea), 5849 nucleotides. RefSeq names its product ATP-dependent helicase family protein (gene MOM). Gene Ontology annotation, biological process: heterochromatin formation. Lineage: Eukaryota; Viridiplantae; Streptophyta; Magnoliopsida; Fabales; Fabaceae. The record is from RefSeq and is a predicted model, not a curated record.
UCGGAAUAUACAGCGCCAUAAUUAAUUUUUUCUGAUACACUGCUCGACUCUAAAAUCCUUCCCCUCUCUCUCUCUCUCUCCCUCUCUCUCUCUCUCAAAAUUCGCCUUCUUCAAUCGAUUCAUGAAGGUCACACACAAUGUUCCGAUAAACAAAUGGCAAAUAGUACUCGGUCUAGUCACAGGGCUAAGGAUGAAGGAAAUAAUAAUGGGAGGGUGACGCAAAAUGGUGAGAAAGGAAAAGUCAAAUCACAUUCUAAUGUAUCAGAUACAGCUAGUCUCAGAAGGUCUCCUAGAGAGACAUCAUCAAAGAAGAUAAGUCCUGGUGGACCUAGCCCUUUAAGUAUUUGUAAGUCUGGGCGUCCUGUAAAGAGAGCACCAUUGACUCCUGCUGUUAAUAGUAAAUCUGAAAGGGUAAAAAAGAAGAAGAAGAUGCCAAGUCCUACGAGAAGAUCCGGAAGAACUAGGAGUCACUCUUCCGCAGGGUCAUUGAGUUCAAACCCUAAGCCAAAAAAAGAGAAGAGUGUGAGACAGUUGUCAUUUGAAGCUGAGGAAGUAAAUGAAAAUGAAGAACAUGAUCUGCGAACACCCCAGGAUAAAAUAAAGAGAAUGACUGUUCAGAUGUAUCGGUCAUUCUUUCCAUCACUGAAGAAAGAGGCUAAUAGGAUUGAUAAGUCAAAUCAAGGUGGCAACAAUGGUGGAGGCAAGAUUGAUGAGUGCUCUAAAGGGAGUCGUUCUGAUUGCAAAGAGGUCUCCAAGAAUGGUGUGCUAUCAUCUGAAGAUGGAAAAUCAAAAGAGAUGAGAGUUGAUUCUGGGUUGAGUGAGCCUGUGAAAGAUCUGGUUGAAAAUACUGUGACUCUAGGUUCAUUGGCACCAUCUAAUGCCACUAACUCCGAGAUUGGUUUGGCACCUGAAAGCAUUCUUCCUGAUUGUUGCAGAGAGGAAGCAUUAAAGAUGUUAGCAUCAAGCAAUUCCAUAUUGGAUGAAGAUUUAAUCAGGAACAGUGUGGGGGAUGAUAAAGGACAAAAAUCAAUACCUCCUAAGAGGAAGGGAACCACUGUUGAUGUGGAUUUGGAUGUUUCUGCCACAUUGGCGAAGGAUGACAACUGCAACUUGAAUCUUGAUGGUAGCCCAUCAAGGCUAGGUGUCAAUACUAUGGGGAUUGACAGGCCAUCUAAUGCGGCAAUUUAUGAGACUGGUUUGGUACCUGAAACGGUUCAGCCUGAUGGUUGCAGAAAAGAAACAUUAAAGAUGUUACCAUCAAGCAAUUCCAUAUUGGAUGAAGACUUAAUCAGGAACAGUGUUGGGCAUGAUAGUAAUGGUGAAAAAUUAGUACCUUCCAAGAGAAAGGGAAUCACAGUGGACACAGAAUCAGGUGUCUCUGCCAUGUUGGCUAAGGGUGACAACUGCAACCUGAUUCCUGAUGGUAGUAGCCCUUCUCAGCCAGGUGGCUAUAUUAUGGGGAUGGACGGUCCAUGUUCCAAACGAAUGAGGUUGGAUUAUAAUGCUACUGUCAGGGAGUCUUGUAAUCCUUCUGCAACUGAGCUUCAAGAUGGAGAAUGUAUAUAUGCAAACUUGCCGCAGAAGGAUUCUCAAGUCAACAAUGAAAACGAAGCCAGUUUAAUAAAUAAUUCUGAUAUUCAACCGAAGGAGAGGUUGUCAAGUCAUACUGCACAAGGAUGCAAGUCUGACUCCUUUAGGUUUGUUGAGUAUUGGGUUCCUGUACAAAUAUCUAAUGUGCAGCUCGAGCAGUAUUGUGAUAUUUUACUUUCCAAUGCUUCAAUUCUUCGCUCAUCAUCAAAGGUUGAUAGUGGGGAGGCUGUUCGAGAUGUUCUUAUUUCAAUUCGAAAGUGUUGUAGUCUUCCCUAUCUUGUUGAUCCCAAACUGAAAGAUUCUCUUAGAAGGGGUCUUGAACCAAUUGAAUAUCUGGAUUUUGAAAUAAAAUCAAGUGGCAAGGUGCAACUUCUUGAUUCAAUGCUCAAAGAGUUGAGAGAAAAUGCUUCAAGGGUGCUCAUUCUUUUUCAGUCUAUUGGAGGUUAUGGAAAGAUUUCAAUAGGAGAUUAUUUGGAUGAUCUACUGCUACAAAGAUUUGGUUCAGAUUCAUAUGAAAGGAUUGAUAAAUGUCUUUCAGCUUCCCAGAAGCAAGCCGUGAUGAAGAAAUUUAACGAUAAGAACAACAGGCGUUUUGUCAUUUUGUUGGAAACAAGUGCUUGCCUUCCAAGCAUUAAAUUGUCAUCAGUUGACACAAUUAUUAUAUUUGAUAGUGAUUGGAACCCAAUGAAUGAUAUAAGAUCCCUUCAGAAAAUAAAACUUGAUUCACCGUUUGAAUUGAUAAAAAUAUUCCGUUUAUACUCAUCUUUCACAGUUGAAGAAAAAGCCUUAAUCCUUGCUAAGCAAUAUAAGACACUUGACAUCCAUUUUCAAAAUAUAAACUGGAGUACCAGUCAUAUGCUGUUGAUGUGGGGUGCUUCUUGUCUAUUUGAUGAACUGAAAGUUUUUCAUGAUGGUGAAACUUCUUCAUCAAAUGUGAAAUCCUUGUUUGGACAAUCACUUUUGAAAGAAGUAAUGCAUGAAUUCUCAUCCAUACUAUCUCGGGCUGGAGGACAUAUUGAGUCAAGCAACUGUUCAAAUUUAUUGAAAGUACAGCAAAAUGGGUCAACGUACUCAGCAAUUUUUUCUCUGCAUGGCGAGCUGAAAUUUAGGGUACUGGAUGAAGAGUCACCCCGAUUUUUUUGGGCAAAACUUUUGGAGGGAAAACAGUUUCGGUGGAAGUACUUAAAUAGUUCAUGUCAACGGAGCAGGAAGAAAGUUUGUCAUUUUGACGGUUCAGUCAGAGGGCCUGAUCUCUUAAGUGAAGGAGCAGCAGCAAAGAAGCGCAGGAAAGUGAGCAACAAUAUAUUGGAUCAGUCUUCAAAAGCUGAGAGUGAAAAGUUAUCCACUGGAAUCAAGGCAGGAACAUCCGAAGAUUUAGUGGAUAGAUCUCAAGGAAAUAAUAUUGAAUCUGAGCAAAAAAGUAGACAACAUGAUGAGCAGAGGAGUUUACAUCUUUUGCUGAAGCCAGAGAUCACAAAGCUUUGUCACAUUUUUCAUCUUCCUGAUAACGUCAAGAGCAUGAUCUAUAAUUUUCUUGAAUAUGUUAUGAACAAUCACCAUGUCAAUAGGGAACCAUUGCAAAUAUUGCAGGCUUUUCAAAUAUCCCUGUGUUGGACUGUAGCUUCUUUGUUAAAGCACAAACUUGACCACAAGACUUCUAUUGAGGAUGCAGAACGAGAUUUGAACUUUAAGUGUAAGAAAGAAGAGGUGGACUACAUUUAUUCUAUGUUGCGUUGUCUGAAGAAAAUAUUUUUGUAUCGUACAGGAAAUUAUAAUGAUACUGGUUCUCCAAAAGUUUCUGAACCAUUGAACAGGCCUUAUUCCUGUCCAAGAGUAGCACGGGAGGUUGAAUUGUUCAAAAAAGAUAUGUCCAGAAGUAUUAAAGAAAUUCGGAAGAAGUGCGAAAAGUAUCUGAAGAAACUACAACUUUCACAAGAGGAAGAGAAACAAAGGUUGAGAGCAGUUAUUGAGGAAGAAAAGGCUAAAUUUGAGGGAAGUUACAAAAUACAGUCUGCUGUUAUUCGAUCCUGCUCUCCCAAUGAUGUUAUGAGAAUGGAAAGACUGAGGCUUUUAAAUAUUGAAUAUGGAAAGGGAAUUGAAGAACUAAAAUACCACCAUGAAACAUGUCUGAGGGAUCUUGAGGACAAGCAAUUAGCUGAAUUAAGGAAGUUUCAAGAUAGGGAGGCCAUUUGGGUAGAUGAUGUGAAAUCUUGGGCACAAAAUGAAUUGUCAAACAUAGCUGAUUCAAAGGAACAUGGGACUGGGGUUGAAUCCUUGCAGACUUGUGAUCAAGUACAGCCUCAGAAUGUACUAAAGAAUCAUUUUGCAGAAGGAAAGCAUCGUGAUGAUAGGGUUGAAGCCAUGGCAGAGACUGUCACUGAUAAUUCACCUUUAUCUGAUAAAAGACUUGCGAACAGGGCGACAUUAAGUUUGUUGGAUAGAGAGGAACUUUUGAGACUGCAUGGGGUUGUCAAUGUUGAUCGUCUAGUAAGUUGUACUGCUGUGCAGCCUUCAUCCGUGGAGCAAAAAUCCGAUGGAGGGAAAGUAAAUGAAUUUUCAGAUAAAGAAUUGAGACUGAGUAAUUGUCCAGAUAACAAUAUCCUUUCGAGUCCACGGCUUGAUGGUGUCCCAUCAAGCAUACUUGAUGGCUAUAUUCCAGUUGAGGUGCAAGAAACUAGUAAUGAAGUGGGCACUGACUCUUUAUUAAACAGAGAGGUACCUGUGGAAACACCUGGUAUGGUCAAUUUUACUGAUUGUCCACUAGAUGUCCCAGAUUUAGAUAGAGUUUUAUCUCCGAGGGCUUGUCAAGCUGAUAGUUCAAUUGAUGGUACAAUUUCGAUUUCAAAUCCAGUUUUGGAGCAACAAACUGCUAAUGGAGUCCCUUUGGUGGAUAAAAUGACUCCAUCAGACCAGCUGGAAGGAACACCUAAAACCAUGACAGAAUUGUCCCAGGAGACUCCAGUAUCUAGAUCAUUUAAUGUGACGAAUCCUCCAGAACAUGUGCAGCAAUUAUCUGUAGAGAUCUCUCCUGACCAUGGGGAAAUGCAGCAUUCUUCCGAACAACAUGAACUGAUAUCUAGUGCAGUUGAUGUUGUACCAGCCAAGCAAUCCAAUAAGGUUUCACUGAUCGAGAAGCCUUUAGAGCAGGUGCAACAGUUACCAUCUGCAGAGCUCCCUUCCCAUCUGAAUUCAACUAAUUUUCCGUUGGUAACUGAAGUUGAACAUCAGCCAAUUGUGGUUCCAAAUCAAGAUGAGCAACCUGACUCAAAUUUGGUACUUGAUUCUCAUUCACAUGAAGUUGUUGUGCACGCUGCCACAAAUCCUGACCCUGAUAUUGUUACACCUAGUGAAGUAAGAACACAAUCUUCAGACACUAUAAAUUUGUCAACUCCUUUGGCUAUCAAUUGUCAACACAUGCAAGCAGAAAUUCAUUCAGCUUCCAGAAUGCAGCCACAUUUGAGCUAUGAUCCUCUCAAAAAUGAAUUGGAUAGAAUUCGAAACAUGACAGAACAAACAAUGAAAUACUAUGAAGAUAUGAAAUUGCGGUUGAAAACUGAUUUUGAAAAGGAAUUAGAGGGACUCCGCAGGAAGUAUGAUACUAAAUUUCAAGGAAUUGAAGUUGAAUUUAAACAAACAAAGACGACACUGGAUACAAGUCUUAAUGUAGUUCAGAUGAAUAGUUUAUUGGCAGAUGCUUUUAGAUCUAAAUGCUCAACUCUUAAAGCAUCUUGUACAUCUGCAAUGCUGCAAGAUUCAAGUUCCGCACAGCGGCCUUCAAGGCAACAGAGUGCUAGGUUACCCUCCCCGGUUGCUGGUCCAUCUUCCUGUGGGCCCACCACAAUGGGCAACCCUCAGCAUAUGGUACCACCUAUACGGUCUGGUUACAGUACUUCAGGAAAUUUCACCAGUGCUUCUACAAGAUUGCCGAUUAUCAGCAACAUCUCAUUGCCAGUAGCAAAUCUUCAAGCUGGCGGUGUCAUACGUGCCCCUGCACCACAUCUCCAGCCUUAUAGACCAUGACAUAGCUUUUUCUUCUCUUCUCUCCCUAGUUCGGAGAUUCUUGCAUGAAUUUUGGUGCCCAAAUAUUGUGGUGCUGAUGCUGAUGCUGAUGCAACUAGUUUUUGGUUUUUUUCAACGCUUUGUUAUGAUUAUUGAUGUAUUAAAAUGUAUAUAUGUAAUUAAUUGUCUGCCUAAUUUUUUUGGCAUGGAAUGAAUCAUGAAUGGCUGGCGGUUAAUACGAGGUAUGGUGAAUUCGUGAA